AUGCCAUUCGGCUACCUGCUGAUAGUGGGGCAGCGUGAUUCAGCCCUCACUUCAUCUGUAUCUAAACAGAGUGAUGCAGCGCGCCAGGGCGCGCUCCCGGUGGAGUCACGUGACCAGGUGCACGCCUCUCUCCCGCAGGGUGUGUUCAUUCUGAUCAGACACGGUGCAGCAGUUGGUCAGUGUGUGUUUAGCUCUAAUUCUCUCUUUGGGUUAAUGUGUGUGUUUGGGUCCUCAGUAAGAAUGCAGGUGUGUUUUCUUCUCCUCCUUAUACAGCUUCAUGUCACUGAAGGCUGCAGGCUGGAAGGAAACAGAGAGAUAAAACCCAUCACUGCAUACACAGGAGGCUCAGUACUGCUGCCCUGCUCCUGCACUGACCUCCACACCAAACCUGACACCUUCACAUGGAGGAAAAUCACAAAUGAAACGAAAUGGGUAGAGAUACCUCCUGAGAGUGAGCAGUACAAAGACAGAUUUCAGCUGGUUAAUGAUCACUCUUCAGGAAAUUUCUCUCUGCUCAUAUCACACCUGACUGAAGAGGAUGGAGGAGAUUACAAGUGUAGACUUAAAGAGAGUGAAUACAGAGACUUCAAACUCACUGUUGUAGGUUGCACACGGAAUCGUCAGACAGUGACUGUGACUGGAUACGUGGGACAGUCUGUCCUUCUGCCCUGCUCCUGCUCUGAACUACAAGCCAAACCCCACACUUUCAGAUGGAUCUUUUUUAAAGGAUCUGAUCGCAUAAAAUUAUUCCCAAAGGACCAGACAAAUCCCUACACAGACAGAGUUCAGCUCUUUAAUGAUCAUCAUCCAGGAAAUCUCUCUCUGCUCAUAUCACACCUGACUGUAGAGGAUGGAGGAUGGUACAGGUGUAAGAUCAGCAACACUAUCGAUGUAAACGUCAUACUCAUAGUAAAAGACGCACCAACAAGACCUUCAACAUCCACAGCAGUGAUCACAACAACUUCACCUAAUUCCAAACCAGGUGUCACAACAAAAGCUACAAAACCAACCCCAGUGGUCAAAGACAAAACAACUGCACACUCUGAAACAUCUUCUGAAAAAGACGCACCAACAAGACCUUCAACAUCCACAGCAGUGAUCACAACAACUUCACCUAAUUCCAAACCAGGUGUCACAACAAAACCAACCCCAGUGGUCAAAGACAAAACAACUGCACACUCUGAAACAUCUUCUGAAAAAGACGCACCAACAAGACCUUCAACAUCCACAGCAGUGAUCACAACAACUUCACCUAAUUCCAAACCAGGUGUCACAACAAAAGCUACAAAACCAACCCCAGUGGUCAAAGACAAAACAACUGCACACUCUGAAACAUCUUCUGAAAAAGACGCACCAACAAGACCUUCAACAUCCACAGCAGUGAUCACAACAACUUCACCUAAUUCCAAACCAGGUGUCACAACAAAAGCUACAAAACCAACCCCAGUGGUCAAAGACAAAACAACUGCACACUCUGAAACAUCUUCUGAAAAAGACGCACCAACAAGACCUUCAACAUCCACAGCAGUGAUCACAACAACUUCACCUAAUUCCAAACCAGGUACCACACACCACUGA
Pangasianodon hypophthalmus (striped catfish) is the source of this 1578-nucleotide messenger RNA. Its product is annotated as cell adhesion molecule DSCAM-like. The record is from RefSeq and is a predicted model, not a curated record. NCBI's taxonomy places the organism in Eukaryota, Metazoa, Chordata, Actinopteri, Siluriformes, Pangasiidae. The coding region runs from base 1 to 1578 and encodes 525 amino acids. Gene Ontology annotation, cellular component: external side of plasma membrane. The transcript has 14 exons. Gene Ontology annotation, biological process: T cell costimulation; negative regulation of T cell proliferation; immune response.